Messenger RNA from Vidua chalybeata, 4045 nucleotides. RefSeq names its product CUGBP Elav-like family member 3 (gene CELF3). The transcript has 13 exons. Lineage: Eukaryota; Metazoa; Chordata; Aves; Passeriformes; Viduidae. Gene Ontology annotation, cellular component: ribonucleoprotein complex; cytoplasm; nucleus. Gene Ontology annotation, biological process: regulation of alternative mRNA splicing, via spliceosome; mRNA splice site recognition. Gene Ontology annotation, molecular function: mRNA binding. The record is from RefSeq and is a predicted model, not a curated record. Bases 753 to 2108 code for a protein of 451 amino acids.
CCCAGAGCCCCGGUCCCGGACUCCAGGUCCCGCUGUUGUCGCCGGUGCCGGUGCCCGGCAGCCAGAGCCCCGUGCCCAACAGCCGGUGCCGGUGCCCGUUAUCCGGUCCCGGAGCCCAGUUCCCGGUGCCGGUGCCCGGUCCCCGUAGCCGGUCCCCAGUUCGCCAUCCCCGGUCCCGCUCCCCAGGCCCCGGUGUCGUCGCCGGUGCCGGUCCCCGGUGCCGCUCUGACAUCAGCACCGGGCGGGGCGGGGCGGGGCGGCUCCGACCGGGGAAGAAAAGCGUCUCCCGGUGCCCAUCCCGGUGCCGGUACCCGGUACCCGGUGCCGCUGCCCCAGCAGGCGGGGGGGCUCGGCCACCACCGGGGCUCACGGGGACCGGCGGCCGCCGCGGCCGCCAUGGACCGAACCGGGCGUUGAGCUCCCCCCGCCCCCCGCCCGGUACCGGGACCCUCCCCGAGGCCACCGGGGCGGUACCGGCGGGGCGGGCGCUCGCAGCAUCCACCGGGAUUUUGGGGAGCAGCACCCGGGAAACGGCCGGGACGCACCGGGAGCGCCGGGAGCGCCGCCCCCCGGGCAGAGCUGCCCCCGCCCCGCCGCGCCCCGUCCCCGGAGCCGAGCCGAGCCCCGGGGCCGCCUCGUCCUUUGUGUGCGCCGGGGCACCGGGCACCGCCGGGAGCACCGGGAGCCGAGCCCGGGCGGUGAUAGCGGGGAGCGGGAGCGGCCCCGGGGCCCGGGGACCCCCCGGCGGCCCCAUGAAGGAGCCCGACGCCAUCAAACUCUUCGUGGGGCAGAUCCCGCGGCACCUGGAGGAGAAGGACCUGAAACCGAUUUUUGAGCAAUUCGGGAAAAUCUACGAGCUCACCGUCAUCAAGGACAAGUACACCGGGAUGCACAAAGGAUGCGCCUUCCUGACCUACUGCGCCCGCGAGUCGGCCCUGAAGGCCCAGAGCGCCCUGCACGAGCAGAAAACCCUGCCGGGGAUGAACCGGCCCAUCCAGGUGAAGCCGGCGGACAGUGAGAGCCGAGGAGAGGACCGGAAGCUCUUCGUGGGGAUGCUGAGCAAGCAGCAGGCGGACGAGGACGUGCGGAAGAUGUUCGAGCCCUUCGGCACCAUCGACGAGUGCACGGUGCUGCGCGGCCCCGACGGCACCAGCAAAGGCUGCGCCUUCGUCAAGUUCCAGAGCCACGCGGAGGCCCAGGCCGCCAUCGCUGCCCUGCACGGGAGCCGCACGCUGCCGGGCGCCUCGUCCAGCCUGGUGGUGAAGUUUGCGGACACGGAGAAGGAGCGGGGGCUGCGGCGGAUGCAGCAGGUGGCGAGCCAGCUGGGCAUGUUCAGCCCCAUCGCCCUCCAGUUCGGCGCCUACAGCGCCUACACGCAGGCGCUGAUGCAGCAGCAGGCGGCCCUGGUGGCCGCGCACUCGGCCUACCUCAGCCCCAUGGCCACCAUGGCCGUCCAGAUGCAGCACAUGGGCACGGUCAACCCCAACGGGCUCAUCGCCACCCCCCUGCCACCCUCCUCAGGAACCAGCACCCCCCCGGCCAUGGCGGCCACCCCCGUCCCGGCCAUCGCGGCCCCGCUGAGCGUCAACGGCUACAGCCCCGUGCCCGCGCAGCCCGCGGGACCCCCCGCCCCCGACGCCGUCUACGCCGGGGGGGUCCCCCCCUUCCCAGCCCAGAGCCCCGCGGCCCCCGGGGACCCCCUGCAGCAGGCGUACGCAGGCAUGCAGCACUACACUGCCGCGUACCCGGCCGCCUACGGGCUGGUGAGCCCGGCCUUCGCCCCCCCGGGACCCCUGCUCGCCCCUCCGCCCCCUCCGCAGCAGCAGCAGCGCGAAGGCCCCGAGGGCUGUAACAUCUUCAUCUACCACCUGCCCCAGGAGUUCGCCGACACCGAGAUCCUGCAGAUGUUCCUCCCCUUCGGCAACGUCAUCUCCGCCAAGGUCUUCGUGGACAGGGCCACCAACCAGAGCAAGUGCUUCGGCUUCGUGAGCUUUGACAACCCCGCGAGCGCCCAGGCCGCCAUCCAGGCCAUGAACGGAUUCCAGAUCGGGAUGAAGCGGCUCAAGGUGCAGCUCAAGAGGCCCAAAGACGCCAACCGGCCCUACUGAGCCUGGUCCGGAGGCUCCGGAGCAGCACCUUUGGGUGCCCCCCCAUUGCAGAGCAGCCCCCGCAAACCCAGCGGUGCCCGGGGGGGGGCUCGGUCCUGCUGGGGGGGGCCCCAGACCCCCCCAUGCUCAGGAAGGAUGGACCCCCCCUCCAGGCCCCAUCCGACCCCCCCAGUCCAGCCCAGUCCAUCCCAGUGCCCCCCCCCCCAGCAGCCACAUCCACUCCGUUUUUGGGGGGUCGUGCCCACCCUGGGGGGGCCCCAAAAGGACCCCCCCCCCUCACUCCCCCCCUCUGGGGACCCUUCUUGGGGCUUUUCUCACCAAACAGGACCAAAAGCAGCUCCAAACUGGGGGGGGGGUGUCUCUGGGGGGUCAUGGGGGGUCCUGGGGGCCUUCGGGGGGGAUCCCUGGGGGUCCCAAAGGGGGGACUCGGCCCCCCCAAUAUCCUCCCGGGGGCGCAGCGGGACCCCAACACUGCCACUGCCACCCGCUCCGCCCACAACCUGCCUCAGUUUCCCCUCGGGAUGGGCCAGCACUGGGAUGGGCCGGGACUGGGAUGGACUGGGACUGGGAUGGACUGGGAUGUGCUGACAGUGGGACAGACUGGGAUGGACUGGGAUAAACUGGGACUGGGAUGGAUCAGCACUGAGCUGUUCCAUCACUUGGAUGCUCUGGCACCGGGAUGAUCCCACACUGGAAUGUUCCAGCACUGGGAUGUUCCCACACCGGGAUGAUCCCAAACUGGGAUGAUCCCCAUGGGGUGCUCCGGCACUGGGAUGCUCCGGCCCCGCUCUGGUCCAGCACUGGGAUGCUCCAUACUGGGACGCUCUGGGACCAGGAAGCUCCGAUACCGGAAUGUUCCAGCACGGGAAUGCUCUGAUACCGGGACGAUCCCACAGCAGAGGAUCCCACAGCACUGGGAUGCUCCCACACCAGGAUGCUCCAAUCCCAGAAUGUCCCAGCCUGGGGAUGCUCCAGGAUCAGAGGGAUCCAGGACCGGAACGCUCCGACACCAGAACGUUCCAUCGGAUGCUCCGCCACCGGAAUGAUCCGAUCCCGGAAUGCCGCGGCCGUGGGACGCCAUGCCCUGACCCCGGGAUGUCCCCACUCCUCUGGGAUGUCCCCACUCCGAAAUGUCCCCACUUUUUGGGAUGUCCCCACCAGGAGCCGGAUGGACACGGAGUGGCCGAUCCCGGGAAUUCCUGGGAACUCCAAACCAGCCAAGCCCAGGGGACACCGGGAGCAGGGACAGGGACACGGACACGGACAGGGACAGGGACAGGGACAGGGACAGGGACACGGACACGGACACGCGGCUCCAGCCCUGCCCGGCCCCAAAUCCCAAAUGAUCCCAAAUCCCAAAUCCGGGGGGUGCCAGCCCCCACCAGCCAAACUGGGGCCGUGUCCAGCCCGGAGCCCCCCAGGACCCCAAACCCCAACAUCCCCAACCCAGUGCCCCCAGCACCCCAAACUGGGACAAUUCCCCCCCAGGUGGGGUCGGUGCCACCCCAGCCCCCCCAGACUGGGUCAGAACCCCCCCCAGUUCCCCCCAAACGGGGUCAGGGCUCCCCCAGCCCCCCCCAACCGGGCUCGGUGCCCCCAACCCCUCCCAGUGCCCCCAGCACCCCCAAACCAGUGCCCCCCCUUCACCCCCGCCCCCGCUGUACAUAAGGGGGGGCGCGGGGCCCCCUCUGUGUCCCCCCCAUUUUGGGGGGGUUUGGGACCUGCUGGGUUGAUUUUGGGGGGUGGGGGGGGGGGUUUGGGGGGCAUUGGGGGAGGGGCAGUGAAGCCCCCUGGGCUCAAGGCUUUAUUUAUUUGCUAUUUAUUGCAGUUCCUUUCAGAAUUGACUUUUUUUUCUCUUUUUUCUUUUUUUUUUUUUGGUUUUUCUGUCGAAAUAAUAAUAAUAAUAAAAAAAAAAAAAAAAACCAACAUCAAAAAAA